CGCCUUCACUUUGCAUUCUCCGCUAGAAACUCACAAAAUUACAUUUAAAAUAAGCACUUAAAUCAAACCCUUAAGUAACUUUUUUUUUGGUUUUUUUUUUUGUUUUUUCUGGGAGGGAAAGAAAAAGAAAGAGAGAGAGAGAGAGAGGAGAAUUUUUAUUUAAUUUUUUAUUUAAUUUCAGUUCUGUUUGUUUGUUUUCUGAGAAUCUGAUUCCAUUGGGAAAAAAUAAAAUAAAAAUAUUUUUUUUAUGCGGGAGUGGGAUACUGAUUUGGUGUUGGAUGAGAUGCAUGAGAAGUUGUGCUUGUUGUGGGGUUUGUGGAUGCAGUUGAAUUGAAUCAGAGAGUAUUGGAGUUGAAUUGAGGUUGGGGCAUGUGAUUGUGAAGUUGUGGGGAUAGGGUCAGAGAUGGCUCGGGAUGGGAGUGUUGUUCCUGCGGACCCACAGGCCAUGGCGGUUCUGAAGAAGAAGACACAAUCUUCGAGGAGUUGGAUUCUAUUUGAUAGCACUGGCCAAGGUUCAUUGCUUGACGUCGACAAGUAUGCCAUCAUGCACAGGGUUCAGAUUCACGCUCGUGAUCUAAGAAUUCUUGAUCCCUUGCUCUCUUACCCCUCUACCAUUCUGGGUCGUGAGAAGGCCAUUGUUAUUAACUUGGAGCAUAUCAAAGCAAUUAUCACAGCCGAAGAGGUAUUGCUACGAGAUCCAACAGAUGAAAAUGUGGUCCCUGUUGUUGAGGAACUGCAAAGGAGAUUGCCUCAAGUAAGUGCCAUUCAUCAACAGCAAGGAGAUGGUAAAGAGUAUAUUGAUGGUCAACAUGAUACUGAAGCAGCCGAAGAAGAUGAGUCACCCUUUGAAUUCCGGGCCCUGGAGGUAGCUUUAGAAGCCAUUUGUAGUUUUCUCGCUGCACGUACAACAGAAUUGGAGAUGGCUGCUUAUCCUGCAUUAGAUGAACUUACCUCAAAGAUUAGUAGUCGUAAUUUGGAUAGAGUUCGUAAACUAAAGAGUGCAAUGACAAGGCUGACUGCUAGGGUUCAAAAGGUCAGAGAUGAGCUUGAACAAUUGCUGGAUGAUGAUGAUGAUAUGGCUGACCUAUACUUGUCAAGAAAGUUGGCAUGUUCAUCAUCACCAGUUAGCGGAUCAGGUCCUGCAAAUUGGUUUGCUGCCUCCCCCACCAUAGGAUCAAAGAUAUCCAGAGCAAGUAGAGCAAGCAUAUCCAGAGCAAGUAGAGCAAGUGUAGCAACAGUUCGUUUAGAUGAAAAUGACGUGGAAGAGCUUGAAAUGUUACUCGAGGCUUAUUUCAUGCAAAUUGAAGGCACCUUGAACAAAUUAACCACACUACGAGAGUAUAUUGAUGAUACUGAAGAUUAUAUUAAUAUUCAACUUGACAACCAUCGUAAUCAGCUGAUUCAGUUAGAGCUCUUUCUUAGCUCCGGAACUGUUUGUCUAUCUUUCUACUCUUUGGUGGCUGCUAUUUUUGGCAUGAAUAUACCAUAUACUUGGAAUGACGACCAUGGUUACAUGUUCAAAUGGGUAGUUAUUGUCUCAGGAGUAUUUUCUGCUGUUAUGUUUCUCCUGAUUACUGCCUAUGCUCGCAAAAAGGGGUUGGUUGGAUCAUGAAAAUAAAUUUUGCUGGAAAAGGGGUGCAGAGAAUGAACUCUAGGACUCCUACAUAUAGUCUAUUAACUUAUGUUGUAGAGCUCUAUAUUGGAGGUGAUUCAAGAUUUUGUUGUAUUCUGGUUAUGCUUUAGUAACAAGAGCUGUUAAAGGAUCUGGUGGGAGCUUAGCUAUAAGAGUCCAAAAGUUAAUAUGGAGCAGGUGUCAAGCGGUUCCGCUAUAUCCUAAACUACUUGGCUCUCUGGAUUCAAGCAUCAAAACAGAACUGUAAAAAGUUUUCAGAUUCAAAGUUGAAUCUUGAUUUUUAAUAAUAUGUGAUUAUCUUUAUAUGCUAUUUCUGUCAUUCUGAUACUUUUUUUACUCUGUUCUCUUUUGCGUAGACAUGUAUCGGAUAAGCAUCAUAAAUGCAUCCGAUCUCCAAACCAUUUUAGCCAUUAAAUGCAGUUUUGUAACCGGCUAUUCUCACAUUUCCUUUGUAUUUUCAGUUUUUGAUUUAGUCUGAGCACAUGACUCAAGAUGAGUCCUUGGAAUUUUUGUGGGUGUGUAUGAAAGAAUAUGAUUUGAUUCCUAUACAAAUUCAUGUAUAAUUUAAU
Molecule: messenger RNA, 2202 nt
Organism: Gastrolobium bilobum
Lineage: Eukaryota; Viridiplantae; Streptophyta; Magnoliopsida; Fabales; Fabaceae
Product: magnesium transporter MRS2-I-like
Exons: 11
Coding region: 404-1612 (402 amino acids)
Biological process (GO): transmembrane transport; magnesium ion transport
Cellular component (GO): membrane
Molecular function (GO): magnesium ion transmembrane transporter activity
Source: RefSeq, a predicted model, not a curated record